Molecule: messenger RNA, 1392 nt
Organism: Mauremys mutica (yellowpond turtle)
Lineage: Eukaryota; Metazoa; Chordata; Testudines; Geoemydidae
Gene: ADPRHL1
Product: ADP-ribosylhydrolase like 1
Exons: 7
Coding region: 80-1144 (354 amino acids)
Biological process (GO): protein de-ADP-ribosylation
Molecular function (GO): magnesium ion binding; ADP-ribosylarginine-[protein] hydrolase activity
Source: RefSeq, a predicted model, not a curated record
GGCAAAGGAACAAAGAAAGAUCAAGACUCAGUGGCUGCUUUAGACAAAAGGAAAGUGAGAAGAGUCAAAGUCCCUUGUGAUGGAGAAAUUUAAGGCUGCUGUCUUGCUGGCAGGGGUAGGGGAUGCUCUUGGUUAUCGAAAUUUCACCCGAGAAAACAGUGCUUUAGGUGCAAAGAUCCAAGAGGAACUAAAGGAAAUUGGAGGACUUGAGAACCUGGUGCUGUCUGGAGACAAAUGGCCAGUGAGCGACAAUACCCUCAUGCACAUGGCUACUGCAGAGGCUGUCAUCACAGAUUACUGGUGUUUAGAAGACCUGUAUCGUGAUUUGGUAAAACGCUAUGUUGAGAUUAUUGACAAACUUCCAGGGAAAUGGUCAGACCCCGCUACCAUUGAAGGUUGCUCACAGUUAAAACCAGAUAACUAUCUCCUAGCUUGGCAUACACCGUUUAAUGAAAAGGGUUCUGGAUUUGGAGCCGCUACAAAAGCCAUGUGUUUAGGGAUGAAAUACUGGAAGCCUGAGAGGCUAGAAACUCUUAUCGAAGUGAGCAUCGAGUGUGGACGAAUGACUCAUAAUCACCCUACAGGCUUUUUAGGGUCCUUUUGUACAGCUCUGUUUGUAUCAUAUGCAAUACAAGGAAAACCCCUUGUGCAGUGGGGAAGGGAAAUGAUGAAGGUGGUCCCAAUGGCUGAAGAAUAUUGCAAAAAGACCAUUCGACACAUGGCAGAAUAUCAGGAGCACUGGUUUUACUUUGAAGCCAAAUGGCAGUUCUAUUUGGAGGAGAGAGAAAUCACUGAAGAUAAUCAGAAUAAACCCGUCUUUCCUGAUAAUUAUGAUGCUGAGGAGAGAGAAAAGACUUACAGGAGGUGGAGUUCUGAAGGACGGGGUGGAAGAAGAGGCCAUGAUGCUCCUAUGAUUGCAUACGAUGCUCUUUUAGGAUGUGGUGGUGACUGGACAGAACUUUGCAACCGAGCAAUGUUCCAUGGGGGUGAGAGCGCAGCCACUGGAUCUAUUGCUGGCUGCUUGUAUGGAUUGCUUUACGGCCUGAACAAGGUUCCCAAAGGCUUGUACCAGGAUCUUGAACUGAGGGAGAGGCUAGAAUACUUGGGCGAGUCUCUUUACCGACGAUCCACAGAGGAAAAGUAAAGCAGUUUCUGCCAUUUUUCUCUUUCUAUAAAGACUCUGUCAAACACUGUAGAUAACUGACUAGUUAUAAUAACACUGUUCUAGGCUGGUGAGGUUUAGUUCUAAAAGGUUAUGUGUAUAAGUGCAGUUAGCUGAGUCAUUCAGGAGUAACUGGACACUGUAAAUGUUCAGUUUUUCACAGAUGCAGGGACUUUGAGUAUCGAACUUGCUCUUAAAGUACAAUUCAGGUCAGUGAGAUUAUUUUAAAU